AUGAACCUCUCUUCGUUUCGUGUGUUCCAGCCCUUAAUCUUCUCCAUAUUCGUCGUUGCGAUCAUCUCCGCCAAGCUCCUUCAUUUGUUCCAGCAUGCUCACUCUAUUCCCUUGCCGCGUUUUAUUCUCUACUUUUUCACCUUCUUUAUCCAGGAUUGCUUUCUCAUAGUCUUCCACCGUCUGCUGCUCUAUGGCCAGAGCCGUAAUAUUUCGACUAUCAUUGGCCUGACCAUAGGCGUACUUCUUGCAAUCGUCUCUUUGGGUGCUUCAGCGGCACAGUUCGGCUUCUAUUAUGUUACUGGUGGGGAGCUGCAGUGGGAUGCUGCCGGAAGUGUGGCCAAUGACCCUGCUGCUCUCAGACUCAUGUUGAGUGGAAUCGUACCAGUCAGUAUCUCGGGGUUAGCUCUACUUCUGGUGUCUUGGUCGAUUACUCCAGUGCUGUACAUCAAAGUAGGUGGUUGGCUGGUCGUUGUUUGGAAUUUGGUCUCUCCUGGGAAUUGGGAUGUCCUACUUCCCAUCGUUCUCACGAAAUCGGACUUCUCACACCAAAAAGCAAUUCGUCUAUGGCCCCUGUGUGUCCUGACAACUCUCUGCUCUUUGACGCUUUUGCAAUUCGUUCGACCGGCAGUGCCUUACGAUCACAUAUCCGCAACCCUACCGGUCGCCAUGACCCGCAUGAUACGGCCCAAAUCAAAUUCCUGCCCCGGGCAUUUGCUACCAAAUGGAGAAUCGUUUCCGCUUCCGGAUUUGCUCACAAAAGACCGAUGGAUAAUGCCACAUGAUAACUACAAAGGAUGGGCUCCCGGACAGGAAAACUUUUUCGUUCAGCAGUACGCUGAGAGGCAGCGGAAGUGGAUUCCAGACACACUGCCUGCUGGAUUCGAGCGGUGGAAUAAGAAACAGAAAAUGGGUCAGCCAUUGGCGAAAAACAAUUCAGUCCCCACCAAAAAUAGCAAGGAUAAGUGCCCCAAUUUGGGUGGAACAAAUUACUAUAACCCUGUGGCAGAUCCACUACGGAUUUCCAAUUUGAACUUGGCACCGCUUGAAGAACUCCGCAAGGCCUUCCAGGACGUGCUGAUCUCGCAUGUUGUCCUUGUGACUUUGGAGAGCACACGCAAGGAUAUGUUUCCCAUCAUGGACGGAUCGUACCUCCACCGUAAGAUCCUUGGGUCCUACAAAGGCGAUGAUGAGAACAAGGCCCUAGUCAAUGAGAAGUUAUCACAGCUGACUCGUGUGGCGGAACAAGUCACUGGACAGUCAUUUUUUUCCUCCGCUGAACCACAAACACGGCCUGGACUCUUACCUGGUGUAUGGCGGGACCAGGCUGCUCCAGGUAUGGGAGGCAUUAAUGUUGUCGGAGCCGUUACUGGGAGCACUCUUUCUUUCAAGAGCGUUAUUGGCAGCCACUGCGGUGUUGGGCCCCUCCCUCGGGAUUUCCUUGAGGAGGUCAACGCGCAGAUAUACCAGCCUUGCAUCCCUCAGAUCAUGGAGCUUUUCAACAAUCAAAAGAAAUCCAACGAUGGGAAAGACGGGAAAGAAUCAUUACUUGAACAUCGUGCCAGUGUACAUCGAAGAAAAUGGGAAUCGGUAUUUGUUCAAUCAAUCACGGACCAGUAUGAUCGACAGGAUGAGCUCAACCAGCACAUGAACUUCGGACAGUCCUUCGUGAGGGAGACACUUGACAAUAAAACGUCCAAGUAUUACACACCAGACGCUGAAGAGAUUAACUAUUUUGGAUAUGCCGAAACUGCGGUCAAACCUUUCCUUCGUGACUUGAUAUCAGACGUUAUUGCAAGCAACAAACGCCUUUUCCUCUCGCAUUUUACAAGCACCACUCACCAUCCCUGGGGAGUACCAAAGAGUUUUAAUAAAACGGAAUAUAUGGGCUCUGAAGGUUCUCAUGAGCACAUGAACGAUUUCCUGAAUGUUAUUCACUAUGACGAUAUGUGGCUGGGAGAAGUCCUUGGACUCUUGGAUGAACACGGAAUCGCAAACGAGACUCUCGUUGUCAUGGUUGGCGACCACGGCCAAGCAUUCGCAGAAGACUCCAAACUCACAGGCACAUAUGAGAACGCCCAUAUUAGCAAUUUCCGCGUUCCCCUCGUAUUCCGUCACCCUCACCUCCCACGUCUCCAAAUCAACGCCAACGCAACAUCAAUGUCCAUUCUCCCUACUAUUCUCGAUCUCCUCGUUUCCACAAAGUCCCUAGACGCUGUCGAUACUUCCGCAGCCGCAGAUAUAAUGCACGACUACGAAGCCCAAUCUCUACUCCGCCCUUACCAAACUUCGCUCAACGGCCGUCAGGCCUGGAACUUUGGCGUAAUCAAUGCUGGAGGCGCAUUGCUCUCCAUCAUCUCGGCCGAUGUUCCUUACCGGAUUGUAAUCCCGCUCUCCGGCAAUUUCAUGUUCCGCUUCACCAACACUGCCACCGAUCCAAACGAGCUCCAUCCACUGGAAAAGUGGACGCUGAUAGAUCUCAUCAAAGUCGUCAGGCAACGGUAUGGUCAGGAGGCAGCUAAAUGGGCGGCGGAAGCUGAUGCCAUUGGCAGAUGGUGGGUUACCGAGAUGCAUCGUUUGUAUAAUUAUAAUUCUCGAUGA
Paracoccidioides brasiliensis Pb18 is the source of this 2598-nucleotide messenger RNA. RefSeq lists its product as uncharacterized. The coding region runs from base 1 to 2598 and encodes 865 amino acids. The transcript is spliced from 4 exons. The record is from RefSeq and is a predicted model, not a curated record.